AUGAACAUAGGAAAAAAUAAUAAGGAAAUGCCUAAUUGUAAGAGAAUCUACAAAAACAGUUCGAAUCUACAAAAACAACAUUGCAUGCUCAACACAUACAUACAUAUGUAUACAUGUCUUCUCAUCUCUUCCUAUCCAUAUGACCCGCCGGCUAUAAUAUAGUCUAUAAUCUUUGAUCGAUGAACUAAAAAACAAAAAAGGGGAGGAGGAGGAAAAGGACGCCAAAGUGGUAAUAACCAACGUUCAUUUUUUUAUAAUCGAUAAAUGCUGGAAGAUUAGUCUUUUUGUUAGUUUUGAUAGAAUUUUAAUUGCUUAUCUUUUUUUUUUGAAAACUGAAAUUUUUUAGAGUUAUAAACAGAAACAAUGUUGUUUGUGAAAAUCUCUUUCUCUUUCUCUCUCGAAUUCAACUUUUUCAAAUGAAACUUUUAUAGCGUCUUAUUUUAUUUGAACAUACAAAAAUGAAUUUAUUUUUUCAGGUAAUCAUUUAUUCUCCAACUAUGUCGCAAAAAGCCGCACCAACAAGCAAAGCCGCCUCCGCCGCCUGCUGCUGCGAACGCUGAAUUGGUUGCAGCUGCCAACGCUACAUAUGUGAGUGCGAUGUUGCAAGAUCCGAAAGGCGCAGAAGCCAUUCGUUAUUUUUUGGAGAAACCUUCAACGAUGGUAUUCAACGAGGUAAGACAAUUUCGACAUUUUUCUGAUAUUUAUUACGAAUAUCUCUUAUUUUCCAAAAUAAUGAUUUGGUUUUCAGUUUGAUGAACUCUAAUCGAUUCGAAAAAAUGGCCAUGUAAGCCCGCCAACUGAAACUGUAAAUGCGCCAAUUCCACCAAAUGCUCGUCGUGAAUUGAAUUUUGAUCAAGAUCGUAUUGAAGGACACACUCGGAGAAAUGCUCAAUUAGCAAAUCAAUCGCCGGUUGCUAUGAGACAGCGUUUAUCGUAA
This is a messenger RNA of Caenorhabditis angaria, 937 nucleotides long. Lineage: Eukaryota; Metazoa; Nematoda; Chromadorea; Rhabditida; Rhabditidae. The record is from the annotation of a GenBank genome assembly.